GACUCGCAUCUAUAUACAACCAUUGCUUUCCUUUCAAUAUACACACAAUUGUGAUCUGUGAUCUAUGGUCAAGGGGCUCCCAAUGACAAUGUAGACAAAGAGUGUUUGACCUUACUGGGAGGAGUGGAUGUUUGAAGUAUCGAGUCAGGUUGUCACUGCAGGUUACUAUCAAUGGGGGCUUGAUGCCGGAGAGCAUCAGGAUAACUGGGACCCAUAUGCUAACCUGCCGUCUUAUUGGGUACGUGAUGAUUUUGAAGGCGAAGAGUCAUACUUGAAGAUACGCGCCUUUUAGAUUGACCAACAUUCAUUGACAUGCAGUGGCUCCAUGAACAGGUAGGCUCGAAUUCUGUACAGGACCAGUCUAUCUAGUAUCGGCAACAUCAAAGAAACGACCUGCCGCGCAAUUUAAACCUGCUCUCAUUCCUACAUCUUUCAAAUUGCGUGCAGGUCUCGGUAGGUUGCAUGCCAGGACAUGUGUCGCCCCCCACGUAUGUUACGUCUACACCAGUCUUGGUUUCUUUGCAUCCAGGAGAGGCGUGCUGUCUUCUUCGCGGGCAUGUACUGCAUUAUUCCGGUCAUCCUCCAUCCCCUUGCC
Serpula lacrymans var. lacrymans S7.9 is the source of this 595-nucleotide messenger RNA. RefSeq lists its product as uncharacterized. The transcript is spliced from 2 exons. The coding region runs from base 128 to 292 and encodes 54 amino acids. NCBI's taxonomy places the organism in Eukaryota, Fungi, Basidiomycota, Agaricomycetes, Boletales, Serpulaceae. The record is from RefSeq and is a predicted model, not a curated record.